Molecule: messenger RNA, 3586 nt
Organism: Sphaeramia orbicularis (orbiculate cardinalfish)
Lineage: Eukaryota; Metazoa; Chordata; Actinopteri; Kurtiformes; Apogonidae
Product: probable assembly chaperone of rpl4
Exons: 11
Coding region: 109-1359 (416 amino acids)
Biological process (GO): determination of ventral identity
Cellular component (GO): membrane
Molecular function (GO): phosphatidylinositol binding; protein binding
Source: RefSeq, a predicted model, not a curated record
CUGCUUACCAUCAACUAGACGUCCACGCGUGUUUAGGAUUCACAGAUUUUGGAAAAGUCUAGUUAUAAAUCUAAAUUAGUCAAAGUAUAACACACAUUUUUCAUCAUUAUGGGAGGACAGGCCAAGGGCAAAAAGAAAAACAAAUCAAAGAGGAAAGAGAACCGUCCUAACAGGGAUCCAGGAAUUGUUGGCUUGACUCCCCAAGAAAGGAUGAGAGUAAGGAUGCAUGAAAAAGCCAGAAAGAAGACAGCUGAAAAGUACUCUGUGCAACAACUGCUGGAAAAGACAGAAGAAUACAUGGACAGUUUUGACUUUGAGAUGGCCAGCCUUUUCUGUCAGCGGGCUUUGGAUGUGGAGGCCACUAACCUGCAAGCUCUGGAGAUGCUGGGACAUAUCUAUUCUGAACUUGGAGAUGCACAGAAAGCUAAGGAAGCUUUCCAGCAGGCAGUGGAGCUGAGCCCAGACGAAGGCCAUAGUAAGUAUAUGUACCUGGGACAGAUCCACACAGGACAGGAGGCUGUGGACUACUACACUAAAGGAAUACAAGUCCUAAUAUCUACCAUGGACAAACAAGCACAGACCACACAGGCCGAAGUCGGAGCUGCUGCCCCACCAGAAGAAAACCCCAACCUCCCAACAACAAAGGACAUUAGUCUGGCUUUCUGUUCAAUUGCUGAGAUUUACCUGACAGACCUUUGCAUGGAGGAAGGCGCUGAAGACAAGUGUAAGGAGUUCAUUGAGAGAGCAUUACACUAUCACCAUGACAACCCUGAGGCUCUACAGCUCAUGGCAAAUUACCUGUUCAGUACAGAGAAAAUCCAGGAAGGGAAAGAAUACUUGUUGAAGAGUGUGGGUUUGUGGCUUCCUUCCCAGAAACAGAUUGCAGCCUCUUUCAGCACCGAGGAGGACGCGCAGAAUGACAUCCCUCCAUAUGAGUCUCGCAUCACCGCAGCCAAACUGCUCAUCGAGGCCUUGGAAUACGAGGUGGCACUAGAUGUGUUGGAAGGUCUUCUGGAGGAGGAUGAUGAAGUCGUGCAGGUGUGGUAUCUCUCUGGCUGGGCGAGCUAUCUUCAGUCCAAGACAAAGCAGCCGACAGAAGGAGAAGGGACAGAGGAGGAGAAGGAGGAGUGGAAGGCCUUGACGGAUGCUGCCCGUUCAUACCUGACCAAUGCUAAGAAGCUGUACAGGAAGAUGCGAUGUGAUGAUCAGCCGAUGCUGGAGAGCAUAGAGGAGGUGCUACAUGAGCUGGGGGGAGAGAUGGAGGAAGACGAGGGAGAACCAGACUUGGAGCAAGAUUAUGAACCGUGUAGUGAUGAUGAGGAGGAGGACGGCGGCACAGAGGCACCCAUGGAGCACUGACCACACCCUUUUGAUCUUAAUCUGCCAUUUCACUUUUCUCCCUCAUGUUCCCCCUAGUUUAAAUGUUCUUGUGUGUUCUCCAAAGUGCCUUUUUAACUGAUUAUCGUUUCACACCUGUUUAUCAAACAUGAAAUUUGGAAUUAAGUGAGAAGCUCAAAGAGACGCAUUAAACUCUGCAGUAUACUCAAUCUUUUUCCAAUCUCUUUCCAUUUGUUGUUUAAUGCUUUUGGUGAAGUAGUGUAAGUGCAUACUUGAGUAAUGCUUCCCUUAAUCUCCUUGACAGAUGUUGAUGAGAGAAAUUAGUUUUAGGGGUUUAUUUCUUACCAGCAGCAGAAGCAAAACACCUUUCAAUCCUUUUUCCUCUUAACACCCACGCAGGCUUUUUUUUUUUUUUUUUUUACACACAUGCACGUACGCACACACACACUACAUGCAUAUACACACAAGCAAAAAUGCAGCCUCUCUUGAGUACAGCUGCUGCAGUGUUUCCUUCAUACCGCAGCAAAGUGAAAUAUCUAAUUGUGGUGUAAGCUUUAUGAGAUGAAUGUGUAUGUGCCAACAAGCAGUUAAUGCUGUCUUUAUGGGUAAUGUUAGCUAUGUUCUGAGUGUGGUGCAGCGGUUGAAUUGUUGCUAUUCAGUCUAUUCUCACACAUAAGAUUUUUCCAGUUUUCUGUUAACUCAUUCGAUACAACAAGAAAAGACACAAUAGAGAGAAUUUGACAUUAACUUAUGCAGCAUGCGUUUCUCUUGCUGCUACUCUGUUCAAAGUGGCUUGGCAGAAAGCCUUUCAGAAAGGAGAAACGGGCAAGUCUGAGUUUUUUUUUUUUUUUUUUCUAACUAGUUUUCCACAUUGCAGCCUGUUAAAAUUCUCAGGCAACGUUAGGUAAUGUAAUGGCACAGUAAUGGACUGAUGCUUUUCACUUUCUUUCUUUUUUAUUUGCUAUUGAGAAUGGCAAGGUGAAGAGGCUACAUCUGAGUGCUUGACACAGCUACACAGAUGUAUCUAGUGUCUAUGGAUUAUCACUUAGAAUUGUUUUUUAAAUAAAAAAGCUCAAAUCUGUAGACAGGUGCAGCAUGACAAAAUUUUUGUUUGAACUGAAAAAAAAAGCCCACACAUUCAUUUUUUCCUUACAAAAUUGUUAAUGUCUAGCCAAUUUAAAUUAAUUUUAUGGUUAAAACAGGUUGAAAUGGAGUUUUUAAAAUAUGUCAGAUAGAGUAGUUGGUAGAGGGGCUCCUGCAUGUGAGCAGCAUACUACAACACACACACAUCCACUACAAAGAAUUUUUCCAUCCACCAUGCCUGUUAACGUACAAAACACAACUACAGGCAUCUGCUGCUGCAUGGCCCCUUUGAAAGAUUCCAUAGUUGGUAAAUGGGACUGUUAUCUGAGAUCCUGAUCCUGAUAGAAGAUCCAGCUGCAAGCAGAGAGGCCUGUUGGGGGAGACGGGGGUUCAUAUGGCAUGUGUGUUGUGCAUGUUUGUUUAACAAGCACUAAAUUAAGUUCCAGAGAGAAUAUUCUGUAUGUGCAUAUAUAGGCCCCAGAUUAUCAUAUCUUAAUGUGACAUGAUGUGUUGUUAUUUGUGGACCGUGCUUUGCUCAUCUUGCAGAAAUAUUCAUGUCUGUGAUGUUUAGUGUAUGAUAAUAUACUAGGAGUACAGACCUUGAGGACUGACUACCUGGAGCGAUGCUGUCAUCUAGCAUUUGGCUUUGUAAUUAAACGGGCCCUGGUGUGUGUGUGUGUGUGUGUGUGUGUGUACAUGUAUUUGUUGCCAUGUGUUUCCGUGCAGCUCGUCUGCAGUGCAGUGUGAUUAAUGACUCCAGGGGUGACUGAACAUCGGCGGUCAGCCCUUUCUGGUUAUUCUGAGCUGACCUAGUGUGAGUGGGCCAUAGUGGACACAAAGCCUCGGGUGAUCUCAAAAUCCUUGGCCAUUCUCUCACCUGUACAUCAGCCUCAGCUCUGCAGGAAUAUUUUCACUUGCUGAGAGAGGGGAGAGCAGUUUCUACACAAGGACACACAUUCAAUCACGGGGAAAGGACACUCACUGUUUGCUCGUAUUCUUUCCUCCAUGUUGAAAAUUGCUUUCUGAAAGGCUUAAAAAGCUCAGAGGCCAAAACUGCAGUAAUAAUCAGACUAAAGCAAAUACACCAAGCUAAAGAUCUUUAUAUAAGGUUUAAGGUUUGAUGUUGGAGUGUCAGAUUAACAAAUAAAAAUGUAAUAUGUGAUAA